Messenger RNA from Equus quagga, 945 nucleotides. Its product is annotated as olfactory receptor 52B4-like. Gene Ontology annotation, molecular function: G protein-coupled receptor activity; olfactory receptor activity. The coding region runs from base 1 to 945 and encodes 314 amino acids. The record is from RefSeq and is a predicted model, not a curated record. Gene Ontology annotation, biological process: G protein-coupled receptor signaling pathway. Gene Ontology annotation, cellular component: membrane. Lineage: Eukaryota; Metazoa; Chordata; Mammalia; Perissodactyla; Equidae. The transcript has a single exon.
AUGACUACCAUAAAUCACACUGGUGUUAGCCACACAGUCUUCCACAUGCUGGGAAUCCCGGGUCUUGAGCACCAGCACAUGUGGAUUUCCAUCCCCUUCUUCGUUUCCUAUGUCAUCGCCCUGCUUGGUAACAGCCUGCUCAUCUUCAUUAUUCUCACAAAAAGUAGCCUCCAUGAACCCAUGUACCUCUUCCUCUGCAUGCUGGCUGGAGCAGACAUUGUCCUCUCCACGUGCACAGUACCUCAGGCUUUGGCCAUCUUCUGGUUCCAUGCUGGGGAGAUCUCCCUGGAUCGCUGCAUCACUCAGUUCUUCAUCAUCCACUGCACUUUCAUCUCUGAGUCAGGGAUCUUGCUGGUGAUGGCGUUUGACCGCUACAUUGCCAUAUGCUACCCACUGAGAUACACCACUAUUCUCAAAAAUGCACUGAUUGGGAAAAUUGGUGUUAUCAUAUUUCUGAGGAGUUAUUGUACAAUUUUCCCUAUAAUAUUUCUUUUGAAAAGAUUGACUUUCUGCCAAAAUAAUAUUAUUCCACAUACCUUUUGUGAACACAUUGGCUUGGCCAAAUAUGCUUGUAAUGACAUCCGAGUGAACAUCUGGUAUGGACUUUUUGUCAUAGUGUCAACAAUUGUCUUAGAUGUCCUGUUAAUUUUUGUUUCUUAUGUGCUGAUUCUCCUUGCUGUCUUCCACAUGCCUUCUCAAGAUGCUCGCCACAAAGCUCUCAACACGUGUGGCUCCCAUGUCUGUAUCAUCAUCCUCUUUUAUGGGCCUGCAAUCUUCACAACUCUUACUCAGCGGUUUGGACACUACAUUCCACCUCAUGUCCACAUCUUGUUGGCUAAUGUCUGCAUUCUGGUUCCACCUAUGAUGAAUCCAAUGAUUUAUGGGAUCAAGACGAAACAAAUUCGAGAGCAGGUGGCUCACAUGUUGUUUCCGAAGCAGAAAUAA